AUGCCCAACGACCAAGAGGAGCAGGACCGGCUCGCGCUGCUGCACCAGCUCUUCAAGAGCGUCACGGGCGGCGAGCUGCACCGCGCCCCGCGCGUGCUCGACGUCGGCACCGGCACCGGCAUCUGGGCGCUGGACGUGGCGGACGCCUACCCGCACGCGGAGAUCGUGGGCACCGACCUCAGCCCGAUCCAGCCGCGCUACACGCCGCCCAACUGCUCGUUCCUGAUCGAUGACGCCGAGAGCGACUGGGCCUUCCCGCCCGAGGAGGCCUUCGACUACAUCCACGGCCGCUCGCUGGGGGGCUCCAUCGCCGACUGGCCCCGCUUCCUGCAGCAGGCCUACCAGCACGUCCGGCCCGGCGGCUGGGUCGAGAUCCAGGAGUUCGAGACCUGGAUCCGCUCCGACGACGGUACCGACCGGCAGGCCGUGCUGAUCCACGAGUACCAGCGCAAGCUGGACGAGGCCAGUCGCAAGUUCGGGCGGCGCAUGAACAUCGCCGCCAAUGUGCGCGGCUGGAUGCAGGACGCCGGGUUUCAGAAUGUCACGGAUGAUACGUAUAAGUGUCCGCUCGGCCCGUGGGCGAGAAACUCGCAUUUCAAGGAGCUCGGUCGCAUGGGGAAGGCGGCCUUCUUUGAUACGAUCGAGCCGUAUUCCCUGGCGUUGUUGACCCGGGUCAUGGGGUACACGUACGAGCAGGCGCAGCAGUAUGCCCAGGACGUGCGGCAUGAGUUGGUCCACGGCUCCUUUCACAUCUAUACCCUGUUCCAUUAUGUGCGGUAG
Aspergillus uvarum CBS 121591 is the source of this 780-nucleotide messenger RNA. RefSeq names its product class I SAM-dependent methyltransferase. The record is from RefSeq and is a predicted model, not a curated record. NCBI's taxonomy places the organism in Eukaryota, Fungi, Ascomycota, Eurotiomycetes, Eurotiales, Aspergillaceae. Gene Ontology annotation, molecular function: methyltransferase activity. The transcript has 4 exons. Bases 1 to 780 code for a protein of 259 amino acids.